AUGCCUUUAGCUACUCGGGUCGCAUUAGCUGCAACUUUCACUCUCUUUCUCGCAUCGCUUGCGACCGCCAUUCCGCACGGUGACGAUGAAUCUAUGGACAUGGGGAUGGAUAUGAACGCGGGCACUAACGCGCCGCAACCUACCACCACCGCGACACAAGCUACCACCGACGGUCCGAUGAGCUAUUUUGCAUACAGCAAGCACUCCAGCACCAUCGUAGCUCACAUUGCCCUCAUGGUUCUGGGAUGGUGCUUCGUUCUUCCUGUUGCUGUCAUGCUGAGCAUCGCGCGCUCAUGGCUCGCACUUCCAUCGCAAUUCCUCUUUCUGGGUUUCAACGCUUUCGGCGUCCUACUCGGGGUUAUCUAUAACAAUCAGACACCAGACCUCUACGAGAACAACGCACACCACAAAAUCGGCUGGAUCGCGACGUGUGUUGUCAGCGCCCAGGUCAUCCUCGCUUUGCUCUUUGCCUAUGCUGGCCGCGGCAAGUCGAAUGCGCCCUCGUAUGAACACGCUACGUUCUUGCCUGUCGCGACGGACGAUGAUACUGAGCAUGCUUGCCUCAAUGGUGCGAUGCGCGCGCAUCGCUGGUCUCGCGACAGUGGCCAGGGUACGGAUAGUAACUCGUCUUCUAUCCGUAGCCCUGGAUCAUCAUGCGGGUCGCCUACCGAAUACGAUGGAUUUGAAAAGCCCGAGGAACUGCCCGCGAAGGUUACCGUUCGAAACAGCUGGAUCCGUCAGACGGCUGUUGGUCGUUUCCUGUCGAAGACUCUCCCUGGUCUGAUGCCCAGCCGGGUUCUCCGCGUCUUGAAUGUCGUGUAUAACGUCGUUGACCGUGUCAUUCUUCCAUUCGGAUUCACGGCUAUUGCGACUGGGGCUGUGACUUAUGGUGGCAUCAUGAGGGAUCGUGAGAUCUUCAACGGGCUUGCGCACUUCAUCAAGGGUGGUAUCUUCUUCUGGUACGGUAUCCUGACCCUCGGACGCUAUAUUGGUUGCUGGGCAGAUCUGGGCUGGGCCUGGAACAAGAAGCCGUCGGCCUCUAUUGUUGGAUGGAAAUCCAAGGUUCCCUCGGGUGAAGCAACAGAGUCGUUCGUUAUUUUCUUAUAUGGUGCGACAAAUGUUUUCCUCGAGCACCUCUCCAAUGCGGGCAAGGCAUGGUCUGCUACCGAUCUCGAGCACGUUUCGAUUUCCGUACUGUUCUUCGGCGGCGGUCUGGCCGGUAUGCUUUUCGAAUCUACUCGUGUCCGUGACUGGGUCAACAAGACCAUCCUCGAAAUCCCUGCCCAUGACGCUUCGAAUGAAGCCUGGACCCCACCGAGGUCGCAGGGCGUUUCCUUGAACCCCAUGCCAGCCCUAGUCAUUAUGUUGCUUGGCAUGAUGAUGGGGUCGCACCACCAGACUAGCAUGACAUCGACCAUGGUGCACAAGCAAUGGGGUAACAUGCUGGUUGGUUUUGCACUGGCGCGCGGCAUGACGUACGUUCUGCUGUACCUCAAGCCUCCGACCUCGUACCUCCCGGCUCGUCCCCGACAGAGAUCGUUGCUGCGUUCUACCCGCAAUGUGAUUGAAGCGAUGGAGUACUACGAACUGGACGCAAUGUUCACCUUCACCGUCGGCCUGGGCUUCAGUGCUUUCAUCAUGGCCUAUGAGAUCUUGGCAAUUGCCAUCAAGGCCUGGGCUGUGAAGCGUGCCCAGCGCUCACGGCCAAACUUCCGCUUCCAGUGA
This is a messenger RNA of Penicillium mononematosum, 1725 nucleotides long. Its product is annotated as Ytp1 family protein. NCBI's taxonomy places the organism in Eukaryota, Fungi, Ascomycota, Eurotiomycetes, Eurotiales, Aspergillaceae. The transcript is spliced from 4 exons. The record is from RefSeq and is a predicted model, not a curated record. Bases 1 to 1725 code for a protein of 574 amino acids.